AGGAGGUGACGUCGUCACGCUCCGUCAGCCUGUGUUGAUGUUUUGGAGAACGGGAAGAGGGAGACGCUUUUUGUUUUUGUUCAUCUCAAACCGUCGAAAAGGAGCCGAGAGGCCGCUUCUUUCUCCGCCUUGGGUUCGACUGAGGGUCUCAUCUUGGUGGUAGGAGCCUAACGGCCGGUCCGGACGGUGAACAGGCCGACACUUUUGGUCCAGAACAACGGAGCUGUCCCCAUUUCUGACCGCCUCCCUGCUCCCCUAACACCGUUUCCACCAUGACGAUCCUCCCGAAGAAGAAGCCCAGCUCCGGGGUCGGAGUCUCGGACCACACCGAUGACAACGAUCGCCGGAGCGGCUCCGACCCUCACCAACACCCGCAUCCCCACACAGGGCGGACCGGAGCCAGGCCGAGGGCUUCGCCUCCUCCGUGGUCCUACCAGGGCGCCCCACCUUCAGCCAGAGACGACAGGCGGAGCAUCGAGGCCAGCUCCCGGCCUCAGCAGGCCUCCCCGCCUCCUGUGGGCUCUGUGUCUCCAGUGGGGCCAGGGGACGGGCGAGACAGCAGCGGGGGGAUGGUGAAUAGCUCCCGCGGAGAGCUGGUGGUGUCCUCCGGGGUGGUUGGAUGCGGCGGAGCGAUAGGAGGCUGUUGCUCGGGGCCUGGUCUGAGCAAGCGGCGGCGGCAGGCUGGAACCUGCUCCGGGGGGGUGGUAGCUGCUCUGGCCGGUGGAGGCCAGCCGGGAGUGACCGGACCGGGAGGAGUGGGCUCCAGUCAGGACACGGAAGAAGGAGCCGGGAACAACAGCGAGGAUGAGUACGAGAACGCGGCCCGGCUGCAGUCGGUGGACCCGGCCACCGUGGAGCAGCAGGAACACUGGUUUGAGAAAGCUUUGAGGGAGAAGAAAGGCUUCGUCAUCAAAAAGAUGAAGGAGGACGGGGCGUGUCUCUUCAGAGCUGUGGCCGAUCAGGUGUACGGAGAUCAGGACAUGCACGAGGUGGUGAGGAAGCACUGCAUGGAUUACCUGAUGAAGAACGCAGAUUACUUCUCCAACUACGUGACGGAAGACUUCACCACAUACAUCAACAGGAAGAGGAAAAACAAUUGCCACGGCAACCACAUCGAGAUGCAGGCCAUGGCCGAGAUGUACAACAGACCGGUGGAGGUGUACCAGUACAGCACAGAGCCAAUCAACACAUUCCACGGCAUCCACCAGAACAACGACGAGCCAAUCAGAGUCAGCUACCACCGCAACAUCCACUACAACUCUGUGGUGAACCCGAACAAGGCCACCAUCGGGGUGGGACUGGGACUGCCUGCCUUCAAACCCGGGGUACCAGAACCACACCAGAACCCUGCAUACGCAGACCAGUCGCUGAUGAAGUCGGCCAUCAAGACGUCAGAGGAGUCGUGGAUCGAGCAGCAGAUGCUGGAGGACAAGAAGAGGGCGACGGACUGGGAGGCCACCAACGAAGCCAUCGAGGAGCAGGUGGCCCGGGAGUCCUACCUGCAGUGGCUGCAGGACCAGGAGAAGCAGGCGCGGCAGCCCCGUAAAGCCAGCGCCACCUGCAGCUCGGCCACCGCCGCCGCCUCCAGCGGGCUGGACGACUGGAGCGCCCGCUCACCACGGCAACGGGACGCCGACCCCUCUCACUCGGACCUCACGACCGCCCCGUCGACCAACAACAAGCCGCCGUCCCCCGCCGGGGCCGCCCUCAUCCUGAGCAAACCGCCGUCGCCCUGCGCCCCAGGUCCCAGCAACCAGAGCCGCCACCUGGAGUACAGAGCCAUCAUGCAGGAGAUGUCCCCCACAGCGUUCGGUCUGACGGACUGGGAGGACGACGAGAUCCUGGCCUCGGUGCUCGCCGUCUCCCAGCAAGAAUACCUGGACACCAUCAAACACCAGAGCGCUGCCGCCGCUGCCAUGCAUAGAGAGCGUGAGCCGUCGCCGGACAGCAGCUGAUAGCCGGGUGACGGCGCUCCGGACCCGCCCUGCCUACUUCCCCCACCUCAGACCCAACCCCACAGACGGAGCUCUAACAUGGAGAAAAUAAACCAUCCAACCACAAUGCACUCUUUUUGUUUUCUAAAUCCUCCGCUUCACGCCCGCCGCCGCCGCCCCCCACCCUCCUGGUUCCCUCUGAGACGGAGCUGGGUCCCUGCGCUGAUCCGGGAUCAGUUCUUAUUUAAAUGUGGACAGCUUCCAGCAGUUUGAAUUUUUAGUUCCUGUUCUCACAAUCAGGCUGUCGGCCCCGCGGUUCCGACCCGAGCCGGACUGUCCGGGGGCCAUCCGGCUCUGCUCGGCGAUCAAAAGUCUUAUCAUGUUCUGUUAGGCGCCGAUCAUUCCCAGCGAGGGCGCAGCGGAUAGAAACGCCUCCUCAUCAUCACCUUCAUCAUCAGACUUAUUUAGCUGCAUGUUAAACAGCCGAGCUCAUCAUAGAAGAAAUGACGACUUCAAAGGAGAAGACAUAGAAAAUUGUCAUACUUAUCCUCUUAAUGAUUGAUUAUUGUUGCUAUUAUUAAUAAUAUAAGUUUGUUUUAUUUUAUUUUCUCAGUUGGGAUGAAAACUUUUUUUUGUUUCUUGGAAUAAAAAGAGGAAGAAGUUUCUGAAAAGUA
Cyprinodon tularosa is the source of this 2608-nucleotide messenger RNA. RefSeq names its product OTU deubiquitinase 5a (gene otud5a). Gene Ontology annotation, molecular function: cysteine-type deubiquitinase activity; K63-linked deubiquitinase activity. NCBI's taxonomy places the organism in Eukaryota, Metazoa, Chordata, Actinopteri, Cyprinodontiformes, Cyprinodontidae. The record is from RefSeq and is a predicted model, not a curated record. The transcript has 9 exons. The coding region runs from base 273 to 1955 and encodes 560 amino acids. Gene Ontology annotation, biological process: protein deubiquitination.